ACGAAGCCUAGUUCGGGGAUCUACGGAAUGAGACGAGGAUGACGUCGCCAUCGUGACGCCAUCAACGUGCGCCCACAAUUUGUUGCCUGUAUCCUCAAAUUAUGGCGAGACAAAACUCUUGCCAUCCCAAUAUCGAGGAGACUCCGGUGGAGGUACAAUCCUAAAAAGAGUAUAUAGCUGCAGUUGAGCAACUCAGUAAUCCCAAUUUGUCAUCUGUUGUACCUGUGACAUUUAACAGGAAGACAUAGAAUACAACUGAUUUUCUUGAUUCAAAAACCCCCCAACAACACACUGUACCAUACUUGGUAGUGAAGAAGACCAACAGGGAAAAGUGGAGUCUUUGGGAUGGGGUUAAAGUGCAAAAGGAGGACGUCAUGGUUCACAGCAAUUCUGCUUCCCCAAUGAAAACAACAUCUCUUUCAACUAAUAUAACUGAGGCAGCACCUCCUCCAGUGCUGCAUCUGAAAGAUACUGUCAAAGACCUCGCUCAUAGCCCUGCAAAGCUCCUUGCCUCAGUUGGGUCAGAUGUUACCCCCAUUUCAGACACCACGCAGCCUUCUACUCAGAUUCCUGAGGAUGAUAAGCCCUCAGUUGUAACCCCGCUAAUAGCACUUAAAGGGAAUUUGCCGUCCGCUACACAGUCAACACAUCCCACUCAGGGAACAGUCAAUGGCCGCACGUCAGGCAGAAAGAGGGUUCCUAAGGCCUGUGACUGUUGUGGCCCCAACAGCAAAGGACACAAUAUCAGACCUCCUGGCAGAGGCAGAGGAAGGGGCAGGGGAAGGGGACGAGGUAGGGGUAGGGGAGCUGGACGGCACCUUCAGGACACCCCAAAAAGACAAGACGGGGACAAGUUGUUGAUCAUUAAUGACUUUGACCUGACGGAAGGUAAAUUAAGGGAAACAAGGGAAGAAAAUGACACCCAUGGGAACAAUAAAACCUCAAAUCCACAGUCAGAUUCUGCUGCUCCUUCAAAUGUCCAUGUCAGUCCUCCAGAUGGACCAGUAACAAACUAUGUUGUGCAAAAGAAGGAGAACAUAUUGACAGUAAUUUCACGGGUUGCUGAAACAGAACGAAAAAAGAUUGGGCAGGUGUUGUCCCCAGGAAUGACUGGCAGAAGUAUGGUGCUUGUAAGAGGGAGAGGAGGCGGUAAACCUGGCCGGGGAGGAAUGGCAGGUCCUUUGGCAUCGAAAAUGAUCAUUGGAAUCAAACAAGGUAUUGGAAAUGAGGUUGUUAUCUGUUCUGAAGCCCAGCCGCAGAUAUACUGUACAUUGGAUUUAUCACAGAUUGGAAAUAAAGAUGAGAUAAGUUUGUCUGCGACAAAAGCUGAAGAGACAAUUGAUGACAUAACCUGCAUGACCGAAGCAGGAAACGGAACACUUUGCUUAUCAGGAGAGUCCACCUCUCCUUUAAGGCCAGGAUGUCUUCCAAACCACGAAUCGGAGAUGCAGGUAGAGCAAGAGAAUGAGAGGACAGACCUUUCAUCCCUAUGUUUAUCACCUACUCUGUCCAAUGGAAACGCCAGCUCACCCACAGACCUCGACCACAGAUCCACACCCAUGGACACAGACAAUCCAGUGGCGGUUUGUUCAUACAACGGUCCUGUCGCGGUGUGCAGCAGUAUGCACAGCUGCGCGCUGAGAGACCACAGGUUGUACUGUCAGCCUGGAACCUGGGAAAAAGGGGAAGAACCCAAUGAUGAUCUGCCAAAUGACGCAAAUGCACAAGAGACGGAUGCAACGGCACAGAAUGGUGAUAACCUGGAGCGACUUAUUCAUUUGGUCCAUGAGUUUCUGGAGAGCUUCUACUUAAAAUAUGGCAGUUUCAUUCCUGUCAGUGAGACAGAUGUCCUGGAUUACCUGAAGGAGAAUGGCAACAGUGACGACCUCGCCAACAAGAGACUGAACGUCCUGGAAGAGAUGAAGCGGUACAAAGCAGCGCUCGCCUCUGCACCUGUUGCUAGCUUUAUGGUCAUGUACAACAAACACACGUUGAGCCUUGAAGACCUCAGCACGCUGGAGGAACAGAAUUGGCUAAAUGACCAGAUUAUCAACACAUAUGGAGAAUUGAUUAUGGAAGCAACACAACACAAUGUUCAUUUUUUCAACAGUUUCUUCCAUAAGCAGUUGGUUGCCAAGGGUUAUGAGGGUGUAAAAAGAUGGACCAAAAAAGUGGAUUUGUUCUCCAAAUGGCUACUGCUCUUUCCCAUACACUUAGAAAUCCAUUGGUCUCUUGUCACCGUCACCAUGGCAACCAAGACCAUCAAUUACUUUGACAGCCAAGGCAUCGUCUUCCGACACACCGCAGAUAACAUCAUGAAGUAUCUUCAGUCAGAAGCCCAAGAACAAAAAAAGGCUGAUUUCCUAAAAGGCUGGAAGAUUGCAAUCAUCAAGGGUAUUCCUCAGCAGAAGAACGAUAGCGACUGCGGCGUUUUUGUCCUUGAGUAUUGCCGUUGUCUCUCGGUGAAGCAGCCCCUGCUGUUCAGUCAGGAGGACAUGCCUCACAUUCGCAAACGGAUCUACAAAGAGCUCUGCGACCGACACCUCAACUCUUAAAGGACUGAGAAAUGCCCCCCUGAGCUCACCUUACCUAUUUACAUGAGGAGAGCUGCCAGAGCUUGUCAGACAGAUCUUACUUUUAAUGAGCGUCUGUUACAUGAGAUCCACACAAGAACUACUGACGUGGCCUCCUACUGAUGCUGGACUCUUACGUUUUCACGUUGCCUUUUCUUUAUGCAUUUAGCAUGGCCAGUCGCUCUUCUUUGGACCCUCUCUUGCUCGGACCAACUGCGUGGAUUCCAAACGGAGCGGCCAUUUUAAACUUCAUGACUUUUAAAACAGCGGCGCCUCGUGUCUUUAUGUCUUCGAACAUGUAAUUUCAAGAAAAGGUGGUGCGAUUUAGUGGACCAACCGUUCACCUAAAACUUGAAGAUGGCCGUCGGGUCCUUUGCUUCCUGGACUGCUAAUAUUUGCACGGUUAUCGGAGCUGAAGAGUUUAGAAUAUCAAACGAUUGUACUGACCCCCGUAGCUUUCCUUGCUGUCUCUGCAGGGCGCUGACUUCUUAGUAUAGAAGCUGGCAACAAACGUUGGCUGUGGCUGAAACAGGGAUAUACAGUAUAGUUGACUCCCUUUUAGAAUAUCAGGUUUUUGUCAAAUUACACCUAAACUUUUCUCUUGAAAGUCCUCCUUUUUUAUGAAGCUAUUAAUCAGAUGUUCUAGCUCAAUGUCCAUCCAUUUCUUGUUGUUGUUAGUUGGGUGUAGAGGUCAAGCUGCUAACGUUAAGGCCACAGCUCUGACAUAAGUGUCAGCCAAGCAGUCAAUCUAUCAAGUAUUUAGUGUAGAAGCAUUGAAAGAAUCAAGUGGACCUCGCAUAUAAUUCCAGUGUCCUAUCCGUCUGAUUUUCUUCUUAUAGUUUUAUUACCACACUUAACUGUACUUUAAUGACUGUAAAUGCUCGCUUUUGGCUAAAAACACAUUUUUAUUGUUCUUAAAAUGCCGAGACUGCUGCAAACGGGUUGCUUUUCUUCCUCUCUCUUUUUUUCUGUCUCUCUAAUAUGUUUUUGAUAAGGUAAAAAUUGAGGCAACAAGCAGUAGUUGUAUUGAAGAUGUUUUACCUGUACUUGAACAGAUCGUUUUUUUAGGGGAUAAAAUCCUUCAGAUAAAUAUUCAAACAUAUUGAAUUGUGUGUUUUUUUAAAGUAAUUUAUUAAUCAGCUGAUCUGAUUGUAAUUAUGAAAACUGCGCUUCUAUUGUAUUUGCAUGAUAUCUUUAGAUUGCUAUAAUAUGUGGUGAUGGGUUUAAAGAAUCAUUAUAUUAUAGAACACAUUCUUGAGAAACAAAUUAGUGUACAAAAGACAAAUAGGACAUAUUUAUUACAAAGUUUGAAGGGUUUAAUCAGAGUAAACAAAAAUAUGACAAUACAGUAUGUUUUUAAUGUGUAUUGUUGAAAUGCUUGAAUCAGGCCGGGAACAGGAUUGUGAUAGUUGUACUAUAAUGCAAUGGCUGGAAGAUCAUAGCAAUUAUUGUGGCAACGUAUUCACAUACAUUUUCUUAGGCUAUUGUAAUUUUUACUUCGUUAUAUAUGUCAGUCAUUUACUACUGCACUACUAACAUUGACCACAAGGGAGAGCACUAAAUCAGGAUUUCGAUUUACUAUUGCUUUAUUUUAAUUACAUUAGUUUGUUUCUUGAGUUUCUCCAAUAAUUGACAUUUAGCUUUUGAACCUACAGAAACAAGCAUCUGGAAACUUUAAAUGUAUAUACUUGUGUAUUAGGGCGAGACAUCACCAAUUAUACAAAUAUCAUUUGAGAAAGGUUUAGCGAUAUUGCAUUUGUUUUAUAUUUGAAAAAAACAAACACUCACCAAGUAAAGCAGGGGUGGCCAAAGCUCAGUUAUAAACAAAAAAAUAAGGUUCCACAUGGACAAUCAGCUAGGGUGGCUUUCUCUAAGGGGCGCCACGAGGAUGAAGGGGGACAAAAAACAUUCACAUAUGCCCAGCUCCCUUGCCCCCCAUACUGCUUAUAAGAUUGGAUAAAUCCAAACCAAUAAGAGACAGUAAGAGAUAAUUAAAAAUGGACAUCUCUGUGAACGUAAACAAGGAAGUGAAGUGAAGAUAUGAGUGUGCAACGCAUGCACACAUUCCCAAUGAAAUUAGCGCGAUGACAACAUUGCAACAUUCUUAAGCAGUGGCGGUCUCUAGCAUGUGUAUGUGUCUCUAUUUCUUUCAUAAUGGUUUAAUGAAGAAUUAAGAUUUACAAUUUUGCUAGGGAAUCUUUGAUCGUCCUACAGUUGUGCUAUGAGGUGCUAAAGUUGAACCUUUUGUGUAACUUUCUACGACACUGCCAAAGCGUAAAGGGGACCUAUGAUGAUUUUCAUUCUUUUCUACUUAUAAUACAAUGUUAUAUUUUAACAGUGUGCAUAUUAAAAAGAUUAAAUCAGGUACUUUUGGAGAGGGUGGGUUGUAACUUAAUUUGCAAUCUGGGAACGCCUCCACAAACAGACAUCUUGCAGACAGACUCAGAAAACAAACUCUAAAUGUAACUGUCGAGCAAUAUUUACGCAAAAUCUUUACACCAAAGCAUAUCCAAUACAUGUUAUCUAGAUCAGUGAUUCUCAAACGGUAUGCGGGAUCCAUCUAGUGCAAGGAUGUCAAACGUACGGUUUUAUCUGGCCCGCGGCCUGCAAGACGAGUUUGCACAGUAUAAAAAUGAGCUGCAUUUUUUUAAUCAAUGAAACUGCUAUUUUAAAUGUGUCCACUGGGUGUCACAAUGGCAAUUCAAGUGUAACCCACAUCACACAGGACACUGUUUAAAGAUGACAUGUCAGCUGACUUUUAAAUGCCCUUUGGAUUGGCUGCCCCUACUUGAAUCAGCGCAGGUGCAAGCAAUCUGCUGCUCCUGUUUUGGCUGGUAGCAGAUGGCGGCAGACUGAUGCAGUAUCGACGCACACCUUUUUACUUAAUGUGUGUUUCUGCAUUUGUUGUGUUUGUUCUAUUUUAAUUUAUGCUUAAAUCUACCAUGUUCACAUUGGUUAAGUUUGUAGUUAUGUUACCUUGAUUUUGGCUGUGAUGUCAUUUUGAUAAUUGUUUUGUUUAUAUUAUGACUUAGUUUAAUAUUUGAAUGAUGAUAAAUGAAUGAAUGUGUUUUGCCAGUUGCAGAUGUCACCAAUGCGGCGGUAUGAGGAAGCAUUUGGUCGCUUUGCUACACACAUCUUUUAAUGGUGAACUGCCAACAUGAGAAUGCUAAACAGAAAGUGCUUAACAUUUAAUGACUUUGCAAAUACACUGAGACAAAGUCUAAGUUAAUUGUGUUCUUCAGGGUGUUUUUGAAACUGCACUCAUUCUUUCCAAGUUUUGCCAAGAGGAUUAUUUAUGUGUACAUUUUCAGAACGUGCUUGUUCUAUUUUGGCCAAAGUAAAACAAAGAAAACAAUCUGAAU
Molecule: messenger RNA, 5935 nt
Organism: Entelurus aequoreus (snake pipefish)
Lineage: Eukaryota; Metazoa; Chordata; Actinopteri; Syngnathiformes; Syngnathidae
Product: sentrin-specific protease 5-like
Exons: 10
Coding region: 375-2555 (726 amino acids)
Biological process (GO): protein desumoylation
Cellular component (GO): nucleus
Molecular function (GO): deSUMOylase activity
Source: RefSeq, a predicted model, not a curated record